AUGAAAGAUCGACAUCCAUGGUUUAUGAAAUAUUCUUUAUCACCAAGAAACACAGGGCCUUGUGAAUUGCAUGAUCCCAUGCAGAGGAUGUCAUACCUCAUAUAUUUCCCAGAGAUAAUAGGCAUGUCGGUUCAUCAUGCAAAAGAUGGUUGGCUGCUUAUGUACAAAAAGCUCUCAUCUGAGUUAUUCUUCUUCAACCCGCUUACUAAGAAGCGUAUAAAUCUACCUAGUUGUGAAUGUUAUAACGAAUCUGCGGCUUUCACAUGUGCACCUACGUCUGAAAGUUGUUUGGUUUUUGGUAUGGCACACAUCCACAAUUAUAACGUUGGAAUCAACACUCUUAAGCUUGGAGAAACCAAAUGGGACACUACUUGUUCCAUGAGUUUUGAACGUAAUUUAAGUUCUAACAACAAAAUUAUCUUCUUGGAAGGUCUUUUUUAUUGUCUUUUUGGAUUAGAUUGGAUAUCAGUUUUUGAUCCAUCUAAACGAACCAUGGAAGGUUACUGCAUAAAAUAUGAUAGAAGCCUCGGACAAGGUUCAACUGGAACGUACUUUGUAGAGAUAAAAGGAGAUAUAUUCCUCAUAAAAACAUUUACUGAUGAGAAGCUACGAUUGUUUAGAUUAAAUCAAGAUAGAGCAGGUUGGAGUUGGGAAGAGAAGGACAAAAUAGAUGAAGCGUCAACGAUCUUUGGGGCUUCUUGCGUAUCUGAAUGUAGAUCAGACCUUCCAAAGUGUUUGAGAAGCAAGCUACUCUUAUCCGAUGCACCUCACCCGAUGAUCAAUACUUAUUAUUUUGAUGGAGGAAGGUAUGUCACAAACGAUUCAGAAAUUCCAUUUUGGGAUAGAGCUGCCAAGUAUCAAUGUGUUUGGAUUGAACCUCCCAAACAAUGCUUAGAUUUUAUUUGA
Molecule: messenger RNA, 906 nt
Organism: Eruca vesicaria subsp. sativa (arugula)
Lineage: Eukaryota; Viridiplantae; Streptophyta; Magnoliopsida; Brassicales; Brassicaceae
Source: the annotation of a GenBank genome assembly